Messenger RNA from Fraxinus pennsylvanica, 474 nucleotides. The record is from the annotation of a GenBank genome assembly. Lineage: Eukaryota; Viridiplantae; Streptophyta; Magnoliopsida; Lamiales; Oleaceae.
AUGAAGGGCAGAUUGAAAUCUAGACAUGCUGAAAAGGCAUGUCACUAUUUGAUUGAUGAUUUCUCCAAGAAAAUUUGGGUAUUCUUCUUGAAGCAGAAGAGUGAUGUGUUUGAAACCUUUAAAGAGUUGAAAAUAUUAGUAGAAAAGCAAACUGGAAAGCAGGUGAAACGUCUACGCACAGAUAAUAUGUUGAAGUUUUGUUCAGAUCAAUUCAAUAGCUUCUGCAGGGCUGAAGGCAUCUUGAGACACUUGGCAGUGUCUGGAACUCCUCAACAGAAUGGUGUGGCAGAACAGAUGAAUAGAACUUUGAUAGAAAAGGUUUGUUAUAUGCUUUCAAAUUCUGGGUUGUCUAAGACUUUUUGGGCUGAAGCUACUACAACUUGUGUUCUGAUUAAUCGCUCACCCUUAAUUGCUAUUGAUAAAAAGACUCAAAAGAGGUAUGGUCUGACAAACCUUCUUAUUAUUCUGAUUUGA